CCUGUUUGGAGCAAAGUUUGAGAGCGCUCUUCUCUUCUCUUCUUUUUAAAGCCCAACCGUACUGCUCUGCCAUCCCUCUGGUCGUGGUUCAGGGGACACUGGGCUCCUCCCCGGACCCCCCGCCUGAGAGCUGGGCAGAGGCACCCGGCAUGAUGAAGGGGCUCACGUGCUUUUUCCUCUGCUUCUUCCUUUGUGAAUCGAGAGGCUUUGAAAUCCCCACCAAUGGACUUUCAGAAUUUGCAGACUAUGGAGACCUUGUGGAGUUGGCUCCAGGCAAAUUCCAGUUUGUGCCAGAGAAUCGGAGGUAUCAGAGAAGUAUUUCUGGACAAUCUGGAGAAAGGAUGGAAGAUGUUGAUCAAGUGACUCUUUAUAGUUAUAAAGUCCAGUCUACUAUUACUUCUCGAGUGGCCAACACUGUUAUCCAGACCAAAGUGGAGAACCACUCUCCACAGCCUCAAAAUGUCGUGUUUGAUGUGCAGAUUCCCAAAGGAGCCUUCAUCUCCAACUUCUCCAUGACUGUGGAUGGCACGACUUUUACUAGUUCUAUUAAGGAGAAAACCGUGGGCCGAGCCCUCUAUGCUCAGGCGAGAGCGAAAGGCAAGACGGCAGGACUGGUGAGGAGCAGAGCUCUCGACAUGGAGGACUUCAAGACUGAAGUAAGCAUCGCCCCCGGAGCAAAGGUGCAGUUUGAACUUCAUUACCAGGAAGUAAAGUGGAGGAAGCUGGGGUCCUACGAGCACAGACUCCACCUGCAGCCAGGACGACUGGCCAAGCACCUGGAGGUAGAUGUGUGGAUUAUUGAACCUCAAGGACUAAGAUCUCUUCAUGUUCUGGACACAUUUGAUGGGCAUUUUGAUGGCGUUCCCAUUGUAUCUAAAGGACACCAGAAGGCACACGUUGCCUUCAAGCCCACGGUCGCACAACAGAGAAAAUGCCUCAACUGCUCAGAGACGAUGGUCGAUGGUGACCUGGUGGUGAUGUAUGAUGUGAACAGAGAGGAGAAGGUUGGGGAACUUCAGGUAUUUAAUGGAUAUUUUGUCCACUUCUUUGCUCCUGAGAACAUGGACCCAAUUCCCAAAAACAUCCUGUUUGUCAUCGACGUUAGUGGCUCAAUGUGGGGGAUUAAAAUGAAACAAACGGUGGAAGCAAUGAAGACCAUUUUGGAUGACCUGAGAACUGAAGACCAUUUCUCCGUGGUUGAUUUCAACCACAAUGUUCGAACCUGGAGAAACGAUUUAGUCUCAGCUACUAAAACACAGGUUGCAGAUGCCAAGAAUUACAUUGAGAAAAUCCAGCCCAGUGGAGGCACAAAUAUCAACGAAGCCCUGCUGCGGGCCAUCUUUAUUUUGAAUGAAGCCAAUAACUUGGGAAUGUUGGACCCCAACUCUGUCUCGCUGAUCAUCUUGGUGUCUGAUGGGGAUCCAACAGUAGGUGAACUGAAACUGUCAAAAAUCCAGAAGAAUGUGAAGCAGAACAUACAAGACAACAUCUCCUUGUUCAGUUUGGGGAUAGGAUUUGAUGUGGACUAUGACUUUUUGAAGAGACUCUCCAAUGACAACCGUGGGAUCGCACAAAGGAUUUACGGAAACCAGGACACUUCUGUCCAACUCAAGAAAUUCUACAACCAGGUCUCAACUCCCUUGCUCCGGAAUGUUCAGUUUAACUAUCCCCAAACGUCAGUCACAGACGUCACUCAGAACAGUUUCCAUAACUAUUUUGGAGGCUCAGAGAUCGUGGUGGCUGGAAAAGUGGACCCUGAGAAAUUGGGGCAGUUACAGAGCAUUAUCACGGCAACUUCGGCCAACGCAGAGUUAGUCUUGGAAACCCUGGCUGAGAUGGAUGGCUUGGAGGAUUUUCUAUCCAAGGACAAGCAUGCAGAUCCUGAUUUCACCAGGAAAUUGUGGGCCUAUCUGACCAUCAACCAACUUCUAGCUGAACGGAGCCUGGCUCCUACAGCUGCUGUGAAAAGGAAAAUUACAAAGACGAUCCUGCAGAUGUCUCUGGAUCACCACAUAGUGACCCCCCUCACGGCGAUGGUGAUUGAGAAUGAGGCCGGGGAUGAACGCAUGCUAGCAGACUCCCCUCCGCAGGACCAUUCCUGCUGUUCAGGUGCCCUGUAUCACGGCAGCAAAGUGACCCCAAAUUCAGUCCCAUCGUGGGUCAACCCUUCGCCAGCGCCAAGGGUCCCAAUGCCUGCUGUCGGUGCUCAGGUGCUUGAGUCAACCCCUCCGCCACAUGUGAUGAGAGUUGAAAAUGACCCACACUUCAUCAUCUACCUACCAAAAAGCCAAAAGAAUAUUUGUUUCAAUAUUGACUCAGAACCUGGAAAAAUCCUCAACCUUGUUUCUGAUCCAGAAUUAGUUUACAAUGCUGUGUCAUUAAUUCCUUUCUGCCUUCCCACUAGGGUGCUUGUUUCUGUGAAGAAAGAGAAAACUGUGACUAUCACCCUGGAUAAAGAGAUAUUCUUCUCUGUUCUACUUCAUCGUGUUUGGAAGAAGCACCCAAUCAAUGUCGACUUUUUGGGAAUCUACAUCCCGCCUACAAACAAGUUUUCUCCUAACGUGCAUGGGCUGAUAGGCCAGUUCAUGAAUGAGCCAAAGAUCCAUAUCUUCAACGAGCGACCGGGAAAGGACCCUGAGAAGCCAGAGGCAAGCAUGGAGGUGAAGGGACAAAAGCUGGUUGUCACCAGGGGUCUGCAGAAGGAUUACCGGACGGACAGAGUGUUUGGAACGGAUGUUCCCUGCUGGUUUGUGCACAACAGCGGGAAAGGCUUCAUCGACGGGCAUUACAAGGAUUACUUUGUGCCUCAGCUCUAUAGCUUCCUCAGACGGCCUUAAAAGUUUAUAGCUGGGGAAAUUCUCAAUAAAAAAUAUAGUUUUUUUUCCCCCUGCCA
Odocoileus virginianus texanus is the source of this 2893-nucleotide messenger RNA. Lineage: Eukaryota; Metazoa; Chordata; Mammalia; Artiodactyla; Cervidae. The record is from RefSeq and is a predicted model, not a curated record.